GGGGACAAACGAUAUUUUCGACUGCGGCACAAAUGCUGGAGCAUGAAAAGCAAAAGGUGUUGCAAGCAGAAAUGAAGACCAUGAAAGAGGCUGAGGAAAAGCGUAAAAUCAUGCAGGAAAAGGAGCUGAAGAUUGCUGAAGAACGCGAACAGGAAAGGAGACUCGAAGAAGCCAAGCAGGCUGAAAAGGAUUUGCUCAAGAUGGAAGAGGAGGAGCAACAGCAAAAGAACAAGAAUGGUGGUUCUUCGAAGAGUAAGAAGGGUGGCAAGAAAUAGUCUUGUGGACAAAGAAAAAACAAUAGCAAGCUUCUUGCUCUAUCCGCACACACUCUCUUGUCUCUUUUCUCUUAUCCCCCACACACACUGGCAUAAAGCACACUAUCCGCACAUAUUACAACAUAUUAUACACACACACACACACACUUACUCACAUCCUACCUCCUUGAACCCACCUAAAGAAAGCCCACUACCGUAUCUGCUUCUUACAACAGCAUUUAUUCCGUGUAUAACUAAAAACAUCCUACAUCCACUUUGUUUCUCUUCAAAAUACUACUCCCUGCAAGUAUGCAACAACCAACCCAAAGGCGUUAAGGAUCCUGUACACACAGACAGUCCCAAUGUGGUUUCCAUACUGCGUGACUCUUUUAUACUGGUUGUUGUUCUUGAUGCCCCUGUUUCCAUGCUAGUUGAAGCAACAUAAUGGCAAAUGUGUAAGAGACCCAGCACAGGGAAAGAGAGAGCAAGGGAACGACCCUACUUGACAGGCAGGGAUUGACAUC
Molecule: messenger RNA, 778 nt
Organism: Zychaea mexicana
Lineage: Eukaryota; Fungi; Mucoromycota; Mucoromycetes; Mucorales; Lichtheimiaceae
Exons: 1
Coding region: 235-699 (154 amino acids)
Source: RefSeq, a predicted model, not a curated record